AUAAAAUGGAAGUAAAUAGUGUAGUCUCUGCUAUUAGAGAGUCAACAAAGUCUGACCAGACUGAGACUAACAUCAAGCAAGAAUUUGAGGAUGAUAAUAAGGUUAUUAUCCCACCAGAUUUCCAUGAUGCCAUCAAUACUGUUAAACAAGAGGUUAAUGAUGAGUGGGAGAGAGAACAAGAAUGGGGACAGGAUCAUCUUGACUACCCUAUAGUUCAAGAGGUCAAAUUCAAGCAAGAAAGUCAAGAGAGUUCUAGUUAUGACCCCCAAGAAGCCCGUGUACAUGAGAGAAGCAGUGACGAGUCUGAAGAAAUGCAAGAUAUUCAGACUAUUUAUGUCGAGAUGAAGAAGGCAAGACCAACUAAGUCUGAUGCUUUCAAUGAAAUUGAGAAGAUCAGGACAAGCGAGCUAAAUAAGAUUUAUAACUCUAUCUCAGGAAGGAAAGAUGUCGCAUUCAAAGCGGUACUAAGGAAAGCUAAGAAGUAUUACUUCACUCUUAUUAAGGGCCAGCAAGAUUUUAGCAAAUAUCUCAUUGGUGAUUCGAAAAAUAUUACACUGAUUUAUGCAGCUUGAGAGAGCCUCAGAGAUGGCACGUUCUUCUCAGAUAAUUAUGAGCAAGAGUGUAGAGAGAUUGACAAGAAAAUUAAGGUUGAGUCAAGAGGACUCAAUUAUUCACUGAAAUAUUUGAAUUAUUACAUUGAAGAUUUCUGGCUUCUCCUACCUUUUUACUUAAUGGUGCUCUCAUUCCCGACUGAUUUAAAGAAAUGGAUAGAAGAGCAACAAGAAGUAGAGGAAACAUGAGAGUUUAUCCCGGAAAAAUUAGCUCAGAUUCCAACUUUAAUCCUGAAAACUUUAGAUAAGUUCUCGAUGAAGAACUUGCACUCAAUGCUGAUGAUUCCUCAGUUCGACUUUUUGAUCAAAUUCUACAUCGAGAAGCAAUAUUCUAUGGAGAAAGGAGAUGACAAUGAAGCUGUCUCAGAGUAUCUACUAAAAUUUAACAGCUUUUGCAUAUAAUUUGAUGUUUUCAAUAAAAUCUCAU
Moneuplotes crassus is the source of this 1038-nucleotide messenger RNA. The record is from the annotation of a GenBank genome assembly. NCBI's taxonomy places the organism in Eukaryota, Ciliophora, Spirotrichea, Euplotida, Euplotidae.